Messenger RNA from Ambispora leptoticha, 1557 nucleotides. Lineage: Eukaryota; Fungi; Glomeromycota; Glomeromycetes; Archaeosporales; Ambisporaceae. The record is from the annotation of a GenBank genome assembly.
AUGACAGAAGUCAAAGGCUCAGCACAUCGCUCUUUUAAGGACAAGGAUAAGCCUGUUGAAGUUCGUCUUAGCAACAUCAUUGCAGCUAAAGCUGUAGGUGAUGCUAUACGAACUUCUCUCGGUCCUAAAGGUAUGGAUAAAAUGAUUCAAACUAGUAGUGGAGAAGUGGUGAUCACCAAUGACGGGGCUACGAUUCUAAAACACAUGUCGGUCUUGCAUCCCGCAGCCAAAAUGCUUGUGGAUUUAUCCGCAGCCCAGGACAUAGAAGCAGGUGACGGCACUACAUCAGUUGUGGUGAUAGCCGGUGCAUUAUUGGGUGCUGCGGAAAAAAUGCUAGCUAAAGGCAUUCAUCCUACCACAAUUGCUGAAUCUUUUCAGCGUGCCGCUGGAAAAGCAACAGAAUUUUUGACGGAGAUGGCUAUUUCUAUUGAUUUGUCUGAUCGAGAUUCAUUAUUAAGAGCUGCUAGCACUUCACUGAACUCAAAGAUCGUGUCUCAAUACUCUAGUCUUCUCUCUCCAAUUGCUGUUGAUGCGGUGUUACGCGUCAUUGAUCCUAAUAAUGCUACGAAUGUGGACUUGAAUGAUAUUAGAAUAGUGAAGAAGGUGGGGGGUACCAUUGACGACACAGAAUUAGUGGAUGGACUUGUUUUAUCACAGAAUGUGAUCAAGAGCGCUAAUGGUCCGACUCGUAUGGAAAAAGCGAAAAUUGGGUUGAUUCAAUUCCAAUUGUCACCACCAAAACCUGACAUGGAAAAUCAAAUUGUGGUUAAUGAUUACAGGUUAAUGGAUAAAAUAUUGAAAGAGGAACGUCAAUAUUUACUUAAUAUGUGCAAAAAGAUAAAGAAGACGGGAUGUAACGUUUUGUUGAUCCAAAAAUCCAUCCUGCGGGAUGCUGUCAAUGAUUUGUCACUACAUUUUCUUGCCAAACUUAAAAUAUUGGCUAUAAAGGAUAUUGAAAGAGAUGAAAUUGAGUUUAUUUGCAAGAGUACUGGAUGUAAACCAAUUGCCGAUAUUGAUUCAUUUACCGAGGAUAAACUCGGUAAUGCCGAGCUUAUUGAUGAGAUUCAGGCCUCGGGAGCUCGAAUUGUUAAAAUCACGGGUGUAAAGCAUAAUGGCAAAACUGUGUCAGUUUUGAUUCGUGGUGCCAACUCGCUUGUAUUAGAAGAAGCUGAUCGAUCUCUGCACGAUGCUUUGGCUUUAAUAGCUGGCGGUGGCGCACCAGAAAUUGAAGUCUCUCAACGAUUGUACGAUUACGCGAAGACGCUUAAAGGCAUGGAAGCUUAUUGUUUUGAAGCUUUCGCCGAAGCGCUGGAAGUUAUUCCGACCACGCUUGCUGAGAAUGCAGGCUUGAAUCCGAUAGCGAUCGUCACUGAACUAAUUAAUAGGCACGCGCAAGGAGAAAAAACUGCUGGCAUCAAUGUUCGAAAGGGUACUAUAACUAAUAUCCUCAAAGAGAAUGUUAUACAACCAUUACUUGUGUCGACUAGCGCUAUCGAGUUGGCUGCAGAGACUGUAAAGAUGCUCUUGAAGAUUGAUGAUUUGGUACAAGUACGGUGA